Cucurbita moschata (crookneck pumpkin) is the source of this 1243-nucleotide messenger RNA. Its product is annotated as nicotinamide adenine dinucleotide transporter 1, chloroplastic-like. The coding region runs from base 69 to 1004 and encodes 311 amino acids. The transcript is spliced from 9 exons. Gene Ontology annotation, molecular function: NAD transmembrane transporter activity. Gene Ontology annotation, biological process: NAD transmembrane transport. The record is from RefSeq and is a predicted model, not a curated record. NCBI's taxonomy places the organism in Eukaryota, Viridiplantae, Streptophyta, Magnoliopsida, Cucurbitales, Cucurbitaceae.
GGGUUAUUUUGGUGAUUUUUGCGCUCAAAUCACUGUUUAUUCUUCUGGGUAUUUGAUUAAAUACUGCCAUGGCUACCGACUCUCAUUCCCCUACUCCGAGGGCUCUUCUCUGUAAUGCUGGAGCUGGUGCCGCUGCUGGAGUUCUUGCUGCUACGUUUGUGUGCCCUUUGGAUGUUAUUAAGACUAGAUUUCAGGUUCAUGGACUGCCAAACAUUGGAAAAGGGAGUCUCAUACUUGGUAGUCUGAAACAAAUUGCUCAUGCGGAGGGGCUGCGUGGAAUGUAUAGAGGACUCUCACCUACUGUGCUUGCACUACUUCCUAACUGGGCUGUUUAUUUCACAAUCUAUGAACAGCUUAAAUGUUUUCUUGGCUCUGAUGAUGAAAGGCAUCAGCUUUCAAUAGGUGCUAAUAUGUUGGCUGCAUCUGGUGCUGGGGCUGCUACAGCUAUUGCAACUAAUCCUCUAUGGGUUGUUAAGACCAGACUUCAGACGCAGGGAAUGAAGUCUGGUGUCCUACCGUAUAGAAACACAGUUUCUGCCUUGAAGAGAAUAGCCUAUGAAGAAGGCAUCCGUGGAUUGUACAGUGGUCUUGUGCCUGCUCUGGCUGGUGUAAGUCACGUCGCGAUCCAGUUUCCGACAUACGAGAAAAUAAAAAGCUAUUUGGCUAGCAGAGAUAAUACGACGACGGAUAAACUCUCCGCUCGUGACGUUGCAGUCGCCUCAUCUGUCUCCAAGAUAUUCGCGUCCACAUUGACUUAUCCACAUGAGGUUGUACGUUCCAGGCUUCAGGAACAAGGGUUCCACUCCGAGAAGCGUUAUUCGGGCGUAACCGAUUGCGUAAAGAAAGUGUUUCAGCAAGAUGGUCUCCCCGGUUUCUAUCGAGGGUGCGCGGCCAACCUUCUUAGGACGACGCCUGCAGCUGCCAUCACAUUUACCAGCUUUGAAAUGAUCCACCGUUCUCUUCUCAACUUAUUUCCUUCUGAUCCACACCAACACACAUUAUGAAGACGGGUAAUGUUCACAAUUCUUUGGGGACACACUAGUAUUGCCAUUACUGUCUCAGUAAAGCUUCAACAUGGAAUGUCCUUUUUGUUGAGAAGCAACCAGUCUCUCACUCACUAUAACAUUAUAAGCUAUGGGUUUAACUAAUAUCUCUUACCAUGCUCAUUUCCUCUAGUUACUAUUGUCCAUUAAGGACGACGUGUACACCAAGUUAUCACAAAAUGGCAACUUCUCGAUCAUAA